AUGAUCAUGUUUACAGCCCAGUUCAGUGUGACCGGUCCUGGUCACCCUGUCACUGCCAUUGUGGGUGAGGCCAUUGUGUUACCCUGUCACCUGUCUCCCAGGAUGAGCGCUGAGAACAUAGAGGUGAGAUGGUUCCGAUCUGAGUUCCUUUCAUUUGUCCACCUGUAUCAGCAUGGGAAGGAUCAAUACGGGAACCAGAUGCCAGACUAUCAUGGAAGGACAGAGCUUUCGAAAGCUGGCAUCACGGAUGGAAAUGUUUCCUUGCGGAUUCUUAAUAUCAGACGCUCAGAUGAAGGACAAUACAACUGUUUUGUUCAAGAUGGUUCUUUUUAUGAAGAAGCCCCAUUGGACCUGAAGAUAGCAGCUUUGGGCUCCAAUCCUCUAAUCUCUGUGGAGAGUCACCCGGAUGGAGGGAUCUGGGUGGUUUGUCAGUCGGCUGGGUGGUACCCAGAGCCCAAGGUGCUAUGGAGAGAUCCCAGUGGGCAAGAAUUACCAUCUCUGUCUGAAGCAAAAUCCCUAGGGGAUAGUGGCCUGUUUGAAACAGAAAAUUCUAUUAUUAUAAAAGAACGUUCAAACCAGAACCUGUCCUGUUGGAUCAGGAACACCGUUCUCAAUCAAGAAAAGGAAUCAACAGUUUAUAUAGCAGGGAAACAUCUUGGAGAAAUCAGGAAACGUGAUACAGAAAUCGGGAAACAUCUUGGAGAAAUCAGGAAACGUGAUACAGAAAUCGACUGGAGAAGAAACAUCGUCUGCCCAGGGCUGGGAAGUUCUGCGCCACCUGUACAAGAAGCAAAUGUGACUCUGGAUCCAGACACGGCUCAUCCCCAUCUCAUCCUGUCUGAGGGUGGGAAAAGUGUGAGUUGUGGAGACACACGGCAGGAUCUGCCCGAGAACCCUGACAGAUUUGACUGUUGGACCGGUGUGCUACGGGCGGGUAUGGAGGACCGGUAA
This is a messenger RNA of Mauremys mutica (yellowpond turtle), 951 nucleotides long. RefSeq names its product butyrophilin subfamily 1 member A1-like. The record is from RefSeq and is a predicted model, not a curated record. NCBI's taxonomy places the organism in Eukaryota, Metazoa, Chordata, Testudines, Geoemydidae. Bases 1 to 951 code for a protein of 316 amino acids. The transcript is spliced from 10 exons.